AGUGCAACAAAUUGAAAGGCUUGCUGGACAUUUUAUUGUUGGACUCAAACAACAAUCUUCUUUGUUUAGCAAUGGGACACACAUAACGAGGAAGAUGCUUAUUCAACUGAGAAGCAUAACACGCCAAUUGGUUUUUCAAGGCAUCUAAUCUUUUAAAAGAUAAAUAACCUAGUCUAUUAUGCCAAGUAUGUGCAGAAAUAUGACCAACAAAUACAUUUGGAGAAGAAUUGAAAUUUCCGGUGUCAAGUACAUACAAUCCUUUAACUUUAUCACUCUUGCCAAUCAUCCUCUUGGUUGUAGUCUCCUGAAUGUUGAAAUGAUCAUGAAAGUCCAUAUUGGGACAUUUGUACAGCUAUGCAGGCAGUUAGUAAGUUAGUUAAGAAGUUUACCAUAUUAUUAUUUCGAUUCCAUGAAUUAUUAAUUUAGGACUUGCAUCUUCUGGUUUCUUCAUCGAUCCAUAAAUGAAGGAAAAUUUGUUAUUCACCCAAAGAGCAAUGGUCAUUGCACGGCCCCCAGAGGCAUAGUUUUCCCUUGUGAGCAACUAAAAUACUAGCACCAAUCUAGGACUAUCGGAAUGAUGCAAGAAAUAUGGACUGGAUGGCUCAUCCAUGGCGGAUUUGCUCGAAUACGAACAUUGAUCAUUGUUGCCUUUGGAUUGUACAGACUCCAUAGUAACAAAGAUGAUAUUGGAGAUCUCAAACAAGGAGGAGAAGGAGAAGAAUUGGAUGAAUGCUGGAAGGAGUAUGCUCUGAUACCAUAUUAGAAGAAAUGAAGAGUUUUAUUUCUUAUUCAAAAUGAGAAUUGCAUCACUGAUGAUCAAAUGUACACGGGUAUAAAUAGAUGUCAAGCCCAACUAACUAAUUAACAUCCAGCUGGCACAAUUAACAUCUAUCUGACUAAAUUUUCACGGAUGACAUUGCUAAAGAGAUAUGUGCUGAGAUUGUUCAUAUCGUUGAAGUAUAUAACUGCAAAUGUGGUAGACAGGAAUAAUGGAAGGAUAGUUGCAACAGCAUCGACAGUUGAACACUCUCUAAAAAAUUCACUUGAAUGUGGUCGGUCUUGCAAUGCGAAAGCAGCAGCAGUUGUGGGAGAAGUGUUGGCGAUGAGACUUAAAGUGGAGGGUCUUGAACAAGGCCAGGGGCGAGGUAUCCAUGUAGACGUGAACAAAGAGAUUGAGAAGAAAGGUCUAAAGAACAGCACAAAGGUAUGGUCUAUAGUUCAUGCCCUUAAGAACAACGGAGUCAAACUUAUUCUCGAGGAAAAUGGCAACGAGACUUCUUGCUCGGGUUACAGAGUCCAUGGAGCAGAUGAUUUUAGAAAUCGUAGAGAUUGACCUAUUUUGUCAUUACAAAUGUUGUGGUUUGCUUGAGAUGUCCGUGUAAUAUCUUUUUACCCGAAGUAGAAACUCUCUUGAUUAUAAACAUGAGAGAUGCUACAUGUAUGGGCAUUGUAUAAAGGCAUUUUUAUAGUACUUCAAGUGACAGGACUUUUAUUGGACUUUGAACAAAAAAUAGAUUUAAAAUAGUUAAUUAAAUCCCACCAUGUUAUCAUC
This is a messenger RNA of Olea europaea var. sylvestris, 1552 nucleotides long. RefSeq lists its product as uncharacterized. Gene Ontology annotation, molecular function: 5S rRNA binding; structural constituent of ribosome. The transcript has 2 exons. NCBI's taxonomy places the organism in Eukaryota, Viridiplantae, Streptophyta, Magnoliopsida, Lamiales, Oleaceae. Gene Ontology annotation, cellular component: ribosome. Bases 911 to 1333 code for a protein of 140 amino acids. The record is from RefSeq and is a predicted model, not a curated record. Gene Ontology annotation, biological process: translation.